Portunus trituberculatus (swimming crab) is the source of this 701-nucleotide messenger RNA. RefSeq names its product 40S ribosomal protein S8 (gene RpS8). Gene Ontology annotation, cellular component: cytosolic small ribosomal subunit; ribosome. Lineage: Eukaryota; Metazoa; Arthropoda; Malacostraca; Decapoda; Portunidae. Gene Ontology annotation, biological process: maturation of SSU-rRNA from tricistronic rRNA transcript (SSU-rRNA, 5.8S rRNA, LSU-rRNA); translation. Gene Ontology annotation, molecular function: structural constituent of ribosome. The record is from RefSeq and is a predicted model, not a curated record. The coding region runs from base 53 to 682 and encodes 209 amino acids. The transcript is spliced from 6 exons.
UUGUUAUUCGUCUGGCAGCGGCGCGGCGGCCUCCCUUCCCGACCACUCCGCCAUGGGUAUCUCGCGUGACCACUGGCAUAAACGGCGCGCCACUGGUGGCAAGCGCACGCAACCUCGCAAGAAGAGGAAGUUUGAGCUCGGCCGCCCUGCCGCUAACACAAAGCUUGGCCCCCAGAGGAUCCACACUGUUCGGACCCGUGGUGGCAACAAGAAGUACCGUGCUCUCCGCCUGGAUACUGGAAACUUUGCUUGGGGCUCUGAAGGCCAGACCAGGAAAACGCGUGUGGUGGAUGUGGUGUACAACGCCAGUAACAACGAGCUGGUGCGUACCAAGACACUGGUGAAGAAUGCCAUCGUUGUGAUUGAUGCUGCACCCUUCAGGCAGUGGUAUGAAAGUCACUAUGCCCUCCCUCUUGGCCGCAAGAAGACCACCAAGCUGACUGAUGCUGAAGAAGCUGUCCUCAACAAGAAGAGGUCCAAGAAGACUGAAAAGAAGUACAAGGAACGUCAGCGCACCGCUAAGGUGGAGUCACCUCUUGAGGACCAGUUCAUGACUGGUCGUGUCCUGGCCUGCAUCUCCUCUCGCCCUGGCCAAUGUGGCCGUGCUGAUGGCUACAUUCUUGAGGGCAAGGAGCUUGAGUUCUACCUUAGGAAGAUCAAGAGCAAGAAGAGUAAUAAAUAAAAUGACAUGCUGACAUGGA